Molecule: messenger RNA, 1227 nt
Organism: Ectocarpus siliculosus
Lineage: Eukaryota; Phaeophyceae; Ectocarpales; Ectocarpaceae
Source: the annotation of a GenBank genome assembly
AUGUCGAGGCUGACGGACCCUGCGAGACUCCAGAAGGAGAUCGAGGCGCAGAAGAAACGGGCAGAAGCGUUGGCGCUUCUGAGCAGCUCGGGGGGGGAGCGGCACUUCAAGCCAGGAGAAAUACGGAAGGCCAGGGAUGGCAAAGACGGGGACAACACGCUGGAGGUCGUCACUCUGAGGAAGGCGCAGCAGACGUACCUGGAGCAGAGCGCCAAGGAACGCCUGCUGCAGCAGCAGAACAGCGUCCGCGAGGGAGUGCAACGGAAGCAGGCCGGAGGGGGCAGUAGCGGAAGCGGUGGUGAUGGUGGUGGUGGUGGUGCUGGCGGCCCUCUCCCUGGAGGGUGGAAGGAAAUCAAGGACCCCAACUCUGGCUCGACGUACUACUGGAACAAGAGUUCGAACGCAACGUCGUGGGUUCGGCCUGUGGUUCCGCCGCACGAAGCCCCCGAACCGGAACGAGGAGGAGCAGGCAAGGGUGGUGGGCCAGGGCCAGCAGGCUCAGGGCCUGGAGAAAGCUCGAGCAGUAGUGAUGGUGGUGUGCGGAACGGCGGCGGGAGCGCGGCGUCCAGCACCGGGGAGGGAGGAGGGGACUCGACUCCGCCGCCAUUGCCUGCGGGGUGGAAGGAGAUCAAGGACCCCAAGAGCGGCGGCGUGUAUUUUUGGAACAAGGCCAAGGGAGCCACUACCUGGGUUCGACCUACUGGCCCCGCAAGCGGGGACUCCGCAGACGGGGGGUCCGCGAGUGGGGGGGGGUCGACGCCAGGCCUGCCUGAGGGCUGGAAGGCGGUGACACACGCCGCUACGGGCCAGACUCACUACGUGCACGAGGCCAGCGGUAAGCGGAGCUUCACACUGCCCGGCUCGGAACCUCCGGACGCCUCUUCAUCCUCGGGGCAGCGACAGAGGGGACGGGAAGGCGGGGGGGGUCAUGCCGGCGGCGGCGGGGGGGGUGCAGCAUCGAGUGCCCGCGGCAGCGAGGGGCGUAAUCGAGGCGACAGCAACAGGCCCAAGAAGAAAGGUCGAGGGUCCUGGGAAAUAGAUCCUUUGGAUCCAACGGGCAAGACCGGUGGAAAGUGGUCAGACGGGCUCGUUCAGGUGGGCGAAAGGAUGGCCGACAGCACGGCGAGCGGGCCUUUGUGGCAGCAGCGGCCGUACCCGGCCCCAGGGAAGAUUCUGCGGGGCCGCACCCCGACGGACGCGGAAACGGCGGGACCCCGGCAGCGAUGA